AGUCGUGAUCCAAGACGGCGGUCCCUAAAACUUUGUUUUCUGCGAAUUUUCUUCCUGGAAAUUGAUAGCUAUCAGCUAUGGAUCAAUCAAUUAGAAGCCAACAUGGCGCGUUUGUUGUGAGUGCAGGCUUUUGUUUGCAGACGGGGGAUUCCCUGCAUUUUCAGGCCUGAUUCUGACACUGUAUGGUCACCAUUGCUACAGGAGUAUGAUUAUUAGUCGUGUCUAAUGAUGAUUAAGUCAUAGCGGCACUGAGAAGUGAUUUAGAUGGAAAGAAAAGCGCGGAAAUCUGGCAUGGAGGAGUCGUCGGUCCGUCGGACUGGGGAAGUGCGGGAGAAAGAGCUGGACUCUACUGCCACAGAAUUGGCCAACCGCCAGGAUGAGAGUGAUCAGUCCCGCAAGAGACUCAUUGAACAAAGCCGGGAGUUCAAGAAAAAUACACCUGAGGACAUAAGAAAAGCUGUUGCACCCUUAUUGAAAAGCUUCCAAGCAGAGGUGGAUAACCUGUCCAAAAGGAGCAAAGCUGCAGAGGCUUCUUUCCUCUCAGUCUACAAAAAACUUAUUGACAUUCCAGACCCUGUCCCAGUGCUGGAGCACAGCCAGGCCCUGCAGAAGAAGGUACAGCGCGCGCAAGAUGUGGAGGUGGAGAAUGAGAAGCUACGCGAGACGCUGGAAGAAUACAACAAGGAGUUUGCUGAGGUCAAGAACCAAGAGGUGACCAUAAAACAGUUGCGAGAAAAGCUGCGAGAAACAGAAGAGAAAAUGGAGUCCCUGGCUCAGGGGCGCGCCAAGGAGAAAGAAAAGGAAUUGCAGCGGGCCUUUGCAGAAAAAGAAAGACAACUCCAGGAGACUCAGAUGUCUGUUGCUACUAAACUGGGCGAGGCUGAGCACAAAUCUACAACCCUGCAGAAUGCUUUGGAUUCUACUAAUGCUGAGCUUUUUGAGCUGAGGUCCAAAUAUGAUGAGCUGAACAGUGCAAAGUCGGACGAGAUGGACAUGAUCAUGACAGACCUGGAACGAGCCAAUCAGAGAGCAGCCACGGCAGAGAGGGAGGUGGAAACGCUGAAGGAACAGCUGAAGUCCGCCAACGAGUCGCUGCACCUGGCAAAUCAGAUGCAGAAGGCUCCCACCAUGGAACAGGCCAUCGACAUCCUCACACGCUCUAGUCUAGAGGUGGAGGUGGCUGCCAAGGAGAGAGAGGUUGCCCAACUCGUGGAAGAUGUCCAGCGGUUGCAGAGUACCCUGACCUCGUUACGUGAGUCCACCUCAUCGCAGAUUGCCAGGUUGGAAGAGGAGGUACGCAAGAAGAACCUGGCCUUCAGGUCACUGGAAGAGAAACUUCAGACACAGAAGGACUAUGAAGAAAUCAAAAGGGAGCUGGGCAUCAUGAAGUCAACAGAGUUUGGCCAGAGGGAAGAGAGUAGUGACAAUGAGGACCCUGAUGGGAAGUCCCUGGAGGUCCUGCUUCUGGAGAAGAACCGAAGCCUGCAGUCGGAGAACACGACUCUGAAGAUGUCCAACAGUCAGCUCACAGGGUCCUCAGGGCGAAGCUUGGAACCCGCGGGGAUGGUGGGCCUCUCUGCCCUGGACCAACAAAAUGUGCUUGCAUUCACCACAAUGCUUGGUGAGGAAAUAGCUGCUUCCUUCCAGAACGGAUCAGUCAAUCACGAUAAAAAUUCUCAGGACGGGAAAGUGGCAAGCAACGGCAACUCAAGCCGUGUGGUUGUUUUGCCAGCAAACGUACCACUGGUCGGAGCUAACGUGACGACAGCGACGGCCUCUACUGGAGCAGAUGAACUUGACACUUGGGAGAUAGCCAGGCAAGUAAAGGACCUUUUACUCCACAACAACAUUGGCCAGAAGGUGUUUGGCCAGCAUGUCCUGGGCAUGAGCCAGGGAUCGGUCAGUGAGAUCCUGUCCAAACCUAAGCACUGGUCCAGACUGACCUCCAAGGGAAGGGAACCCUUCAUCAAAAUGUACUCAUGGCUUCAGGACAAAGAAAAUAUCGCCAAACUCAAGGCAGCAGAGGGCAGGGACAGAGGUGUGUAUGACCCUGUGCGGCCUAACCCAUCUGAAUCUGAUGCCGCCAUCGCCAUGAUUCUGGAGCGAGCGCGGCAGGAGAUGGCAGCACAACAAGCUCGAGCAAGAAUACCCCCUCCUCUUCCUACGUCCCCCCUGACAAGAAUAAGUCCCGUCCCUUCCUCCCCCCUCACAACAUCCAUCGCUCCGCACAUGUCUCCCCUCAUCCCAAGCUCUCCUACCUUAGCACAGUCUACAGACCUCCAGUUUCCUCGACCCCCACCACUAUCAGUGGCUUCCAUGAAGGACAAUUUACAUGUGACACCUUCUCACACAGUCGUGGCGUCAACUUCAGUUGUGUCGACGGCACCCACAGCCACAAAAUCUACACUGAACAGUGCCGAACCCAUCAUUCCAGUUUCCUCGGCACGGCAAAUCACAUCGAUGUCCGCGUUAUCAUCACGCUUAAUGUCAAUCGCAACCACUCGACCAUUAUCACCAGAACCAGUGCCUAGCUACACUACCAUUGCAAACUUUGCCGGUAUGUCACACCCUUCCCUCCCCACCAUCUCUCCACUCAACAAGCCGCCACGAACCGUGCCUCCCCCUCUCACCUCAGACCAGUACCAGAAGUUUAACGACAUAGACACCAUGGACCUGACCAGAAAAAUCAAAGACACCCUGGCAAGGCUUGCCAUUGGACAGAAGGUGUUCGGGGAAAAGGUGUUAGGACUCUCACAGGGAAGUGUCAGUGACAUGUUAGCGCAUCCCAAACCGUGGUCCAAGUUGACACAGAAGGGAAAAGAGCCGUUCAUCAGAAUGCAGCUGUGGUUGGAAGAAGUGGAGCAUACUGGAGGGGAUGCCAUGGGCAUGACGUCGAUAAGGAACAAUACCCCAAGAUUGACAGAGCCCAGACCACCAGAGAUGGUUGUGCCAUCCUCGCCAACCACGUGUAGCAGUAGAAUUACCAGCAGUACCAGUCCACCUGCCACUGUCGCCACUCCAAAACACGUGCCACCAGUCAACAAAAGGGUCCCUGAAUCUAAACCAAUGACAAUUCAAGAACUUGUUGCCCUCUCCCCUGACCUAGACACAUAUGCCAUCACAAAGAGAGUGAAAGAAGUUUUGAUGGAGAACAACAUAGGACAGAGGCUGUUUGGGGAGACAAUCCUGGGCCUGACACAGGGGUCUGUAAGCGAUCUACUGUCCAGGCCUAAGCCAUGGCACAAGCUCAGCUUAAAGGGCAGAGAACCCUUUGUACGCAUGCACCUGUGGCUGAGUAACCCAGAAGCCAUUGCACAAGUCAAGGCCAUAAAGGAAGAAGCCAAAGCACAUCGCCGUCGUCAUUCCACCUCCAGUCUUUCUGACAGCAACUCUUACGACGGCCCUCAUCACAAGAAGCAGCGGGUUGUUCUCUCCCCUGAAGAAAAGGAGGCCCUGAGAAAGGCAUAUGAACAGGAACCUUACCCCUCACCCAGCACCAUCGAGUACCUGGCAGCCAAACUCAACCUUCGGCCGUGCACCGUGACCAACUGGUUCCACAACUACCGUUCGCGUCUGCGGCGAGGCUCAUUCAACGAGAGCCACCACCACCAGGAGCAGCAACACCAGCAGCAGCUGCAGGCGGCCAUCAGUGAACUACAUCAACAACAGCUUCAAAUGCUGACCAUCAACCUUCCAGCGACCCCUAACGACCUCCCCACCAUGGUCGUCAUCAACCAAGACGGUGCCCUCAACCUCAGCAGUAGGGAUAACGCUUCCAGUCUGUCAGAAACGGUAGUCGUAGCAACUGCAGGAAACGGUCCGAAUCAGGAGCAGUCCGGAAAGCCUGAGGCCAGGGAGUGGGACAGUCGCAGUAGAGACAAUGGUCUGGGACUGACCCGAAGGCACGGUUCAGAAAACUCUGAGACUGUCGUGUGCAAGACAGAAGUAGACAAUUGGAGCGACACAGACGAGAUGGAGGUGGAGGAUGGCAACUCCCACAGCAGCCAGGAAAUGAUUAUGCCAACUCCAAAACAGGUAGUGGCUGUAGGAAGGAUGGAGAACCCCUCCCCGGGCAGCCCUGCUGAUCUGACCCCGCUAGUGGCUAUUAACCAGGAUGGUGUGCUGAACCUGAGCAGCAGAGAUGAUGCUGACGACAGCUCACAGGGCAGCCAGGACGGCAGGAAGAUAACAGCAGUCAAGAGGUUGGAGAACAGCAUUAAGGAGGAGGAGGGGUUGGACCAGUGGGAAUUCUAGAGGAUACAAAUUGCCUCACUCAAAGAAUACAAAAGCCAAGCUCUACAUGUCUGAUGGUGUAUGUAUACAUAUACAUGUGCUUGGAAAUAUGUCCUGCUUUUUCUCCUCAAAGUAAACUUGACUAGCAAAAAAAUGACCCUGUUACAGGUUUGAUUUUUCCUGUGACACAGCAGAUACAUGCAAGUUUAAUGUUUAUCACAGGUUGAACCAAGACCCAAGCCUGCUACCCAAGAGUGCAUUUUUAUGCUAUGUUACAGGACUGACAUUAGGUUAAGGUGGUAGGUCUUUGACAAGAGAAUCUAGUUUCAUUUACCAUAGCAUUAGAAUUUAUGAAUCUGUACCUUUAAGCAAAGAAGAAAUCAUGCAUGCAAUUCAUGGUAAGAUAAGCACAAAAACUAACAAUUUAGAAACCAUACAUAAAUACGAUCCUUCCAUUUUACCUCAUACUAAGUGGCCUGUCAUUUUAGUUUCAAUCCUACCUAUCACUAAGAUGACAGUAACUGUUGGUAUUAGAUAUAUAAAAACUUUGUUGAACAAAACAGUACUACCCAAUGGCAGUGCUUAUACAUGCACUCCUGUACAACAUGGAGACGGAGUAGUUUUACAAUUAGUGAUGCAGUAUCAGACUUGCGGCAAUAAACUUCUGACAAAAAUACGAAUCACAACUCUACAUACCCAAGCAUAGCCUCAACAAAUGCUUACUACAACUCCCCAAACCGCGGCCCCAAAAUUAUUGUAUACAGAAUCAUUUUGUCUGAUGUUAUUGUGGAAAGGAAAGCAGGUCACAAGGUAAUAUGACUUGUUGGCCUGUUGUUCCAAAAAUGUGUCCUAAAAUCAUGUGUAAAAUUGCUUCUCAUGAUCAUGUAUUUGAUGGAAAUGUAGUUUUGUAACAUUGUCAAUAUGUGCAGUUAUAUAUAGAUAGUAAGGAAGCUGUAUCAAUAUAGUUGUGAGUUUAUGUAAAAUAAAGGAGUGAAUGUCCGAAUGUGUCAUUACUGUUGCCUUCAUGAUACACCCCUGUGAGAUAACAUGGUAGGUCCCACCUCAGCUAGGUUAUCAGACUCUGAUGUGCAGUCACAGGAUCGGUGUAUUUAACGAAUAGGGUUGUAAGUUAAUAUGGGACAAAGGUACAGAAUGUAAACUUGUCCCAUGUUAAAUGUAAUAAAAAUUGUGGUCAGCUGCAAUUGAGUGUGAUAGUUUUGUAAAGCUGCCUUCCAUUUUUAUGUACCUUAGGGUAGAAGUAUGUAGUGUACAGUAUAACAAGAGUAAGUAUUGUAUAGAUGUGCGUGAAAACUGGGAGCAAAACAUGUCAGUAUUAAAACAACAGGAACAUCAUGUCACCUGUAGUAAUUUUGUACCGAUUGUGAUAUUUUUGUACUUGUCAGUCUGUGCAACAAUGUUAUCUGUGGAAAAUAGAAUUCCACACAAAGAUGAAAUAUGUCUUCAUGCCCUGUUGGUGUAUUUGUAAGUAGUAAAUGCAUCAUGUGUCUCCGUGUUAUACAUGACCUGAAUGUAAUGUCACAAAUGUCAGGCUCUUCCAUUUUUUUAAAUUUUGCAUUGGAGACACCAAAGAAAAAUAUAUCCAGGGGAUCUGGGAGUUACAGCAUAUACAUGCAUGAGGAUAGAAACUUAGAGGAGGUUUUCAAAAAUUGGAAGGGGGUGAAAAGAAAAGUUUCGGGUCACCCCCUUGAGAUGUAUGAAAUGGAACAGCCUUACCUUGUCUAAAUGCAGUCUUAGAUGUUCUUGGUGUUGUUCAGAUCCCAUGCAAUGGUAGUGUUUGUAAGUCACAUGUUCACAUGUUGUUCCUUGUAUCUUGGCAAUAUCUUUUUUUCAGGAUAGAUAGUUCAAUGUCAAUACUGUUGUCUGUCAAUGUUUAUAGCCAUAGCAUUUAUAAGCAGUUUUCUAAGAUAUGUUAUUUGCAGCAUUUUACUCUUCUCUCUAAUGUUAGCAAUAACAUGCUUAAUAUCUGUAGUACUAUACUGUUGUAUGUGCAUUGCUUUUUGGAUUGCAAGGGCUGGACUUUUUAGUCACUAAAACUGUUGAGACUACUGAGUUUAUUCUCUAUUAUGACACUUUUUAAAAGCACUCCUUGGAUAUUGUGAUUUCGAAGUUCGCAAAGACUUUCUUUAUUUUUUAACUUUAUUGUUUCCUCAAUAAUGCAGUGAUUAUAUGAGAUUAUUAUGUACCCUUACAUUCUUUAUUUACAGUCCACACUUGCUUGUAUGCAUCUGUGUGCAACAGUUGUACAAUAUGUAAUUGUGUGUAUCUACUCUGUCUAACAGUAGUACAAAAUCGUAUUAGAACAACAUGUACAUGACAGUAGUCAAUGUUCAAACUGUGUCUUAGAUGUCUCAAGAAAAGUGUCCAGGUGUAAUGGACACAUAAGGAAUUUAUCCUUAAAAGUAUUUCGCAUUAGGUACAUUUCUAAAUUUUGUUUUGUUUUUACUUAUAUGAUAUUUUAUUUAGUUAGUUAAAUUGUGUAAUCUGUAAGAUAACUUACAUAAAAUGUUAGUUCUUUUUUAAUAUUUUGUACCAUUAACAAAUAUUGUGUCACCUCAUAUAUUUUGCUAUGUAUUGUAUAUGUAAUGCAGUCUAGAAUAGAUACUAUCCUUGGUAUAGCCUAUAGUUUUCUGUGUUGUACUAAAACAUGUUAUAAUGUCUGCCCAGCCUGAAACAGGUUGGGGUAUAUGUGCCACUUAUGUAUUGUCUGUGUACAAGUCUCUGUGUAAUAAAAAUGUGACACCCAUG
Molecule: messenger RNA, 6999 nt
Organism: Branchiostoma floridae (Florida lancelet)
Lineage: Eukaryota; Metazoa; Chordata; Leptocardii; Amphioxiformes; Branchiostomatidae
Product: protein CASP-like
Exons: 17
Coding region: 265-4254 (1329 amino acids)
Biological process (GO): regulation of DNA-templated transcription; intra-Golgi vesicle-mediated transport
Cellular component (GO): Golgi membrane
Molecular function (GO): DNA-binding transcription factor activity, RNA polymerase II-specific; DNA binding
Source: RefSeq, a predicted model, not a curated record